This is a messenger RNA of Ilex paraguariensis (yerba mate), 2083 nucleotides long. The record is from the annotation of a GenBank genome assembly. NCBI's taxonomy places the organism in Eukaryota, Viridiplantae, Streptophyta, Magnoliopsida, Aquifoliales, Aquifoliaceae.
AUGGCGAAAUCGAGCGCAGACGACGAAGAGCUAAGGCGAGCGUGCGAGGCGGCAAUUGAAGGCACCAAGCAGAAGAUCGAAAUGUCGAUCAGAGUCGCCAAGAGCCGAGGGAUCUGGGGCAAAUCCGCCAAAUUAGGCCGUGGUCACAUGGCCAAACCUAGGGUCCUCGCCAUUUCCACAAAGCCGAAAGGUCCGCGGGUUAAAGCUUUUCUUCGUGUCUUGAAGUAUUCCAAUGGUGGAGUCCUUGAGCCUGCCAAAUUAUACAAGCUGAAGCAUCUUUCAAAGGUGGAGGUUGCAACUAAUGACCCUAGUGGAUGUUCCUUUAUGCUGGGAUUUGACAACCUUAGAAGCCAGAGUGUUGCCCCGCCUCAGUGGACCAUGCGUAACAUAGAUGACAGGAACCGUCUUCUACUUUGCAUAUUAAACAUCUGCAAAGAUGUAUUGGGUCGUCUUCCCAAAGUUCUUGGUAUAGAUGUUGUGGAGAUGGCUCUUUGGGCUAAGGAAAACACUCCCACAGUAACUAAGCAACAAAAUCUUCAAGAUGGGCCUGUUGCAGCUGCAGUGACGGAAAGGGACAUGAAAGUGACUGUUGAAAGAGAACUUGUGUCUCAAGCUGAGGAAGAGGAUAUGGAGGCUCUUUUAGGGACUUAUGUCAUGGGUAUAGGGGAAGCAGAGGCAUUUUCUGAGCGGCUGAAGCGAGAACUUCAAGCCUUGGAAGCAGCAAAUGUUCAUUCUAUUUUGGAAAGUGAGCCCUUGAUAGAUGAGGUACUGCACGGGCUUGAGGCAGCCACAAACUGUGUUGAGGAUAUGGAUGAAUGGUUAGGCAUUUUCAAUGUAAAACUUAGGCACAUGAGAGAGGAUAUUGAAUCGAUAGAGACUCGCAAUAACAAGCUGGAAAUGCAGUCUGUAAAUAAUAAAUCUUUAAUUGAAGGACUCGAUAAGCUCCUUGAAAGAUUGCGAAUUCCUUCUGAGUAUGCAGCAAGUCUAACAGGAGGUUCAUUUGAUGAGGCACGUAUGCUUCAAAAUAUUGAAGCAUGUGAGUGGUUAACUGGUGCCUUACGUGGUCUUGAAGUGCCUAACUUGGAUCCUAUCUAUGCAAACAUGCGAGCUGUUAGAGAGAAACGGGCAGAGCUUGACAAAUUGAAAACUACUUUUGUUCGAAGAGCAUCUGAGUUCUUGAGAAACUAUUUUGCUAGUUUGGUGGAUUUCAUGAUAAGUGACAAGAGCUACUUCUCUCAGCGGGGACAAUUGAAGAGGCCUGAUCAUGCUGAUCUGCGCUAUAAAUGCAGGACAUAUGCUCGCCUUUUGCAACAUUUAAAGGGUCUUGACAAAAAUUGCUUGGGUCCAUUGAGGAAAGCUUACUGUAGCUCCCUUAAUUUGCUUUUACGGCGGGAGGCGCGUGAGUUCGCAAAUGAGCUGCGUGCUAGUACCAAAGCUUCAAGAAAUCCAACUGUCUGGCUAGAAGGCUCCACAGGUUCCAGUCAAAGUGUGAACAACACAGACUCCUCUACAGUUUCAGAGGCCUAUGCCAAAAUGCUUACAAUAUUUAUCCCCCUUCUUGUAGAUGAGAGCUCCUUUUUUGCACAUUUCAUGUGCUUCGAAGUUCCUGCACUUGUUCCUCCUGGAGGUCUGGCCAAUGGCAACAAAACCACAUCAAAUGAUGAUGGUGCGAAUGAUGAUGAUUUGGGCAUCAUGGAUAUUGAUGAUAAUGAAAGCAAAUCUGGUAAAAACUCUAUGGAGCUGGAGGCACUAAAUGAAUCUCUUCAUGAUUUGCUUGAUGGAAUACAAUGUGUUGGCAGGCAAGACUGGCCUUAUCAGGGUGGAGAUCUCAAGUCCCUUUGAUGGAUUUCAAGAUCGAACUGAGAUCUCCUAUAUAGGAGGGGCUGCAAGAUGCAGUAUGCUGUAUAAUUAAAGCGAAAUGGAGAAAAAGAAGUGAUGGCUAAAACAAUUGAGUGGAGAUCCUUCCUACAUACAACUGCUAAAUUUUAAAAAAAUGAAGACUUCUAUGCUGUGGUUGAUUGGGCAUACAAAAUUGAUCCUUUGCGGUGCAUAUCAAUGCAUGGGAUUACGGAACGUUAUAUUU